AUGCGUGUCACCACCUCCCUCACCACUCUCCUCCUCUUGGCCUUCGCUGCCACCCACACCGCCUCGGCCUCUUCCAGCCCUCGCGCCGAAGAAGAGCACAAAUUCAUCAAACGUUCCCACCGAAGCCACGGUGGAGGAUCUGGAUGGGGUAAAACCAUUGCCGGCGGUACCCUUCUCGCCGCAACGGGUGGUUUCGCCGCUACAGGUGGUAGUAUUGCUGCUCAUCACCUCUUUGAUGACCAUGACGAGAGAGAUAGUAGAAGGAGCGAAGGCGGCAAUGAAGGAGGUAGGGGCAGAAACAUGCCGGAGGGUGCUACUGUUUAUACUCAGCAGCCUAUUGCUCAGCGGCCUAUUGUUCAGCAGCCUAUUGUUCAGCAGCCUAUUGUUCAGCAGACUAGCAGCGGUGGUGGUGGUGGAAAUGGGGAAGCUCCUUUCCCUAUUGGUAUUUUAAUGUCGAACGGCGCUACUGUGCCUGUUCCCCAGAAGUUGCUGCAGAGCGCUUUUGCGCAGCAGCAGGCUCAGAGCACUGGUGGCGGUGGUGUUGUUUUCCCCCAGUACUAA
Molecule: messenger RNA, 561 nt
Organism: Ustilago hordei
Lineage: Eukaryota; Fungi; Basidiomycota; Ustilaginomycetes; Ustilaginales; Ustilaginaceae
Exons: 1
Coding region: 1-561 (186 amino acids)
Source: RefSeq, a predicted model, not a curated record